Messenger RNA from Miscanthus lutarioriparius, 1542 nucleotides. Lineage: Eukaryota; Viridiplantae; Streptophyta; Magnoliopsida; Poales; Poaceae. The record is from the annotation of a GenBank genome assembly.
AUGGAGAUGGCACACAUCAAGCUGGAGGCCGCCCUUGAGACCUCCAACAAGUGGAACGUCACCAGCGCGCCACUGCUGCGUUGGCAGAGCAAGCUCAAGCGCACCUCACAGGAGUGUGACCACACUCUGCGCAGGUGUAGGCAGCGCUUGCAAGAAGAGGAAGAAGUACAGCAAGUGCUAAGGAGCUCCUCCUUUCCGAAGAGGAUCGCUCAUAGUGCCAUGUCGUUUGUUUCCUUAAUCUUUAGUCACGGUAAGGAUGAUGAGCUGACAGGAUCCACUGCUACCCGGCGAUUUGAACGGUUUGCCGAAGGUGCGAGCGAAUUCUUGAGGUAUGUAGAGCUUGGUGGCACACCAUGCAGAUACAUGUUUUUCGACCCUUUGAUACGCCAUCUUCUCACUGGCAAAGGAACUAGGUAUUGCUUUGUUAGCAAGGGUCAACAUCUCUCAUUUCUUCUACAACCCUUUAGUCCACUACAAGAGCAUGGGAUGGAGGGUAACCUAAUAUUCUUACUUGAAGAUGCCAAUGCUCCAGAGAAUAAUUUCCUUCUUACCCUCCAAUUACGGCUCUCUGAGAGUACAGACAUAGUUGGUGUUGCAGUCAGAUGCCUGAACCUGUUCACACCUCACUUAAGCUCAACAACCGAGACUGUGAAAACAAAGCUCACCCAGGUACCAACACAAGACUUGUCCUGGGUGUCUGAUUCCUGUUCUGUUUUUGGCUGCUAUGAUGAACGACAGAACAAUCUUCACACCGUCUGUUCUAAAUGGUUUCGACCGAACCCGCUUUGUUGCCAGCAACAAGAUCAUCACUAUUCCCAGCGCUACAAUGCUACAAGCUCAUCAUCAGAAUCAUUGCCAUGUGAUAUAUACAUGGAACCAGUUAAACAAGUGUAUUUGUUGGGCCAUGUCACACUGUCUGUUGGGAACAACAGGCAGCGGGCAGUUGUCAGUGUUGAAAGCAAAACAAGUCCCGAGAGAGAAUUUCCUUAUAUGAAACUUGGAGCGCAUUUCUGGCCCCAUGCCUCAUCUGAAGAUUUGUCGCCUGCAGUCGAUGGUUCAGCAACAGAAAUGAUCAACGGGGUGGUCAUGCAAAGUGGCAUGCAUGCAAAAAUUUCCUUUGAACAGCUAGGCGACAUUAUGAUACCAAAGGCAGUAGAUUGCCUUCGCAGGGAUGCCGCAGCUACCUCAUAUCAGAUUAUGUGGAAGUCCAAGCAUGGCAGGGCAUACCUUCAGUUUGGGAAGACCACAUGGAGAGCAACCGCUCAAGAAGACCGAGGUAGAAAACACCAUAAACGAUUGCCGGGCAAGAAGGUGCUGGGAUGGGCCAGUGCCAACAAUGAGUUCAUGUGCUCGUGGAUUAGACAUGCGCCUGUCCAGUUGCAGAGCUCAGUGGUGGACUGGAUUCAGAAAGGAAGACAAUUGCCGCAACCAUUAUUAUUGAAAACUUCUUGCUUCCAUGACUGUCCAAUCAUGUUGUUUUCUUUGAAAGAUCACAUUUCUUUGGUAAGGACAAUCAAGUCGCCCAGCAAGUUCAAUGGCUGA